This is a messenger RNA of Chelmon rostratus (copperband butterflyfish), 3356 nucleotides long. RefSeq names its product ADP-dependent glucokinase (gene adpgk). The record is from RefSeq and is a predicted model, not a curated record. Gene Ontology annotation, molecular function: ADP-specific glucokinase activity. The coding region runs from base 173 to 1669 and encodes 498 amino acids. Gene Ontology annotation, cellular component: endoplasmic reticulum. NCBI's taxonomy places the organism in Eukaryota, Metazoa, Chordata, Actinopteri, Chaetodontiformes, Chaetodontidae. The transcript has 8 exons. Gene Ontology annotation, biological process: glucose metabolic process.
CCCAGUCAUUGCUCCUGCACUGACUUGUACCAGCUCGGACUUCCUCAGUCGCUUCUUCCACCGGCGGUAUUCAGCAAGCUAAAUGCUCUUUUUGUGAUUCACCAGGAAAACGGAUCCUCUUCCUCACUCACAAACUUGAAGCCUGCACAUUAUCGGAGUGUGUGGGAGCAUCAUGUGGAGGAAGGCUUCAGCAGCGGCCCUGCUGGCGUUAGCUGUUGGCUAUUUCUACCAUGGCAGCCCAGACCUGCCAGAGCAGAUUCUGCAGUAUAUCAGCCUGCCAAGCUUUCAGUCAUCAUCUCAGAGCGAGAACAGCCAGAGCAGCCUGGAGCAGGUGAUCGCCGGUGCCUGGGAGAGGCUGAUAACUCAGCCGACCCGGCAGUGGGGCAAAGUGGCAGUGGGGGUGAAUGCGUGUGUCGAUGUGGUCGUCUCAGGAGUGGGACUGCUGCAGGCCCUGGCUGUGGAUCCUGGCACCGGCCUGGAUCACGAAGUGUUGCACUCCAAAGAGGACUUGAAGGAAGCCUUCAUCCAUUACAUGGGGCGCGGAGCAGCUGCCGAGCGCUUCUUCAGCGACAAGGAGGUCUUUCAGAGGAUUGCACGCGCAGCAGCAGAGUACCCCGGUGCGAAGCUUUACGUGGGAGGGAACGCUGCCCUCAUUGGCCAGAAGCUUGCCACCUACCCUGAUCUGAUGGUUUUGUUAUGUGGGCCAGUUGGUCCUAAACUUCAUGAGAUGCUGGACGAGCAGAUAGUUGUUCCACCUGAAUCUCUCCAGGAGACGGAUGAAUUUCACCUCAUCCUGGAGUAUAAAGCGGGUGAGCGGUGGGGUUCAACCCAGGCACCUCAAGCCAACCGCUUCAUCUUCUCUCACGAUGUGUCCAACGGGGAGAUGAGCUCACUGGAGACGUUCGUGGCGAGUCUGGAUGAGUUUCAGCCUGACCUGGUCGUCCUGUCGGGGCUCCACAUGAUGGAGGGUCAGGGCAGAGAGCUGUGGGAGGAGCGACUAAAAGAGGCUGUGUCUGCCAUAUCUGACAUUCAUAAAGACAUUCCCAUCCACCUGGAGCUGGCAAGCAUGACCGACAAAGACUACAUGAACAGCAUCAUGCAGGAGCAGGUUAUGCCCAUUGUCAGCUCCAUCGGGCUGAACGAGCAGGAGCUGCUCUUCCUCUCUCAGGCUGGUGACGGGCCUCACGCAGACUUGGCUGCCUGGAAAGGCAUUCCAGACAUGGGCCGGGUCAGCGACAUCCUCCUCUGGAUCCUGGAGCAGCAUGGCCGCAGCGACCCCGCAUCAGAAGCGGACCUGACUCGCAUUCACUUCCACACACUGGCCUACCACGUACUGGCUACCGUGGAUGGAUACUGGGGGAACCAGGCGGCAGCAGUGAUGGCUGGAGCGCGAGUGGCCAGCAGUCAGUCCUGUGGCCUCCAGGCUGUCGACGUAAGCAAAGUGGAGCUCAAAGCCCCACUGGAGUUUCACAGCUCACACUCUGAGCCACGAGAGAAGCUGUCCCUGAACCCAACAGAGCCUGUUACUGUGUGGCACAGAGGAAACGUCACCUUUCACUUGACACCGGUGCUGGUCUGCAAACAGCCACUUCGGACAGUAGGGCUCGGGGAUGCCAUCUCAGCAGAGGGACUAAUUUAUUCAGAGUUAAAGACCCAGCAGCCCUUCUAAAGGAUUGCUUGAAUCUGACACUCCGUUUGUCUGGAAAACGUUGAUGGGAAGUGCUGAAAAGACCCAGUGAAGUUUCACCUGCAGCUGUUGUCGGGUUGGAGUCCUGUUUCUAAACUUGUCAGACCUCCGUGUCCUGAACCAGCUUCUGUGUCUUCCUUCCCGAAGCUACGCUGAGUUUAAGAAUGUGAUCGAUGGCGAUAGUUUUCAAAUCCUGCCUGAUGACUCCUCCAGCCUGCUCCGGUCUCGUCUGGUCUCCCUCCUCUAAUCCUGCAGCAGACACAGAAACUGAGGCAGAUUUUCACAGAAGUGGAUCUGACCGGGCUGUGCGGUGGCCUGAAUCUAUGCACUGGGCGCAGCUCAGAGCCAUCUUCACAAACUCCAAAGAGUUUAGUUGGCUCACCUAAUUUCCUUUGACCUGCAUACCCUCAGUAUGCUGUGCCUUGAGAAAAUAAAAAUUAUCCUUAAAUAUUUCAUUCAUAUUCAGAGCCAAACAAACUUAAUGUUAAGCAUCACAUUGGUUACCUUUCUGAGAUACAUAUAUCUAUAUAUCUAUACACACACACACACACACAUAAACAAUUGUGUUUGACUGGAAACUGAUGAGCAUUUUCCUAUAUUGUAGAAUCUAACUGGUAUUCUUGAUAUUCUUCGUUUCCUCAACUUUUGGUGCAUUCAUGUCAAAUAGUCACUAGAUCACUUGAAAGCUCAUUCAGACACCCACGUGUGUCUGACUUCUUUAUGUGUAAUAACUGUUACCUAGAUAUACUUGACAUUUUUGUUAUUUGUCCUGUGAGGAUAAAAACUCUAGAGAGCGUCACAAAGUCGUGUUUUCUCACUUUUUGGCCUGAACACUCCCUCAAGAAAGAUGAUCAAGCUUAAAACUCAAAAACUACAAACAACAGUUAUUGCUGGUUGCGUGCACGACGUUGUAAAUUCCUCAUGCAGCAUCCGUCUACAUUUUUACGCAAACCAUGAAAUGUUACACUUAUAAAAUGCAAAUUUCAACAUGAUUCUGAAGGGGAUCCUUCUUUAUGCAGGAAAGCUCCGUUUACAGUCAGUUGCGAGCUAGUUAGCCUAAAGGUUCUGAUGGAAAUUAAAGGAAAAAUACAAAUGAGGUGUAGGUCAUAUGUUAUCAGGGUUACUGUACUUGUUUGUUCACUGUUUUGUUUGUGCAACUUUUCAGUUAUUCCUUUACUUAUAAAAUGUGACUAUGUAACACGAAUGGCUGGAAAACCUUACAACCUGGCCAGUGUAACAAACUGCAAGACGUUUCUGAUUCAGAUUCUGGCAUAUAGAUCCGUUAUGCUUUUUCAUGGGUUGUUUGUUUUCAGAGCUUACUUGGGAACGCCUACAUCAUGUUAGAUGUACAGUUUGUGUCAGAACAGUGUAUUUGUAUACCUCACAUGGCCACUGAAGGCAUGCAAUAAUGGAGUCUUAAUGCAAGCAUACAACAGAAAGAUGUAUGGGAUUUUGUUUAGCAGAAUUAAUUCUUUGCACUAGUAGGAAGUGGCAGGUGUGCCUGCAAAGGUGAAUGUAACCUUAACUCCAAACCCCACCCCCUUUAUUUUUAGCAAGUACAAUCUAUUCAACUAUACUCCUUUCAUUGUUUGUGUGUCAUGUUUUUAACAUUUGUAACUGUCAACAAGUUUCAUUUACUUGUAGUCUGUCAUUAAAAUAUGUAUGGAGA